AUGAGCAGCUACAGCAGCUACUAUGGAGGCCGAGGCUAUGGCCACAGAGGUUUCAAUGGACUGGGCUAUGGCCAUGGAACCUUUAGUGGCCUGCACCAUGGCCAUGGAGGUGUCAGUGGCUAUGGCUACAACCACAGAGGCUUUAAUGGCCUGGGCUAUGGCUAUGGCUGUGGAGGUGGCAGCUUCCAUAGACUGGGCAACCAUGGCUUUGGAGGCUAUGGAUAUGGUUCUAGCUAUGGAAACUACGGAUAUGGUUACUACCAUCCCUCAUCUUUUGGAGGCCAUGGCUUCUCCAGCUUCUACUGA
Messenger RNA from Mesocricetus auratus (golden hamster), 306 nucleotides. Its product is annotated as keratin-associated protein 19-5-like. The coding region runs from base 1 to 306 and encodes 101 amino acids. The transcript has a single exon. Lineage: Eukaryota; Metazoa; Chordata; Mammalia; Rodentia; Cricetidae. The record is from RefSeq and is a predicted model, not a curated record.